AGGAAUUUAUCAUUAUCAAGAAAUGGUAACGCAGUACCAAAAGCAAAAACCCCUUAGUGCGUUGCGCCUCCCCGUUCGCACCGAAGGCUUGUCGCUCCACGGUACAACCCCGAACAAAAUUUGAUUUGUUACGUUUACUUCGUCACAGCUACAAGUAUAACUUUUUAUCUCUGCACCAGGUAGCAACCAACUGUACGUAGGUCUCUGAGAAGAUCAGGAAAGGAUUCCAGACUUCAUCAUCUUCUCCAGCCUAAGUGCCACCACCCGCCGCACCACGAAGAUGCCACCUGCAACGCAAGCCCCGCGGAAGAAGAAAGACACGCUUGACACUCUCCAGCCAGCACCGCAACCGCAAGUAAGGCGUACGGAGCAGGCUGGAAAUGAGGUCGAAAAGAUGAAAAUCCAAGCCGGACGAGUAGGUGUUCCACCGAAAAUUCGGAACAUGGCCGCGCAAAAUGGUCCACCACGACCAGGAGCAGGAAAAGCUAGCAUGCGGGUUCAAGAUAUUGGCGGGAAGCCUACGAAAGACUUCGCAGACACCGCUGUUGCCUGUAUGAACAGCAUGAGCGUUAAGAGCACGCUGCUCAGUUCUGCGAGCAGUUCUAGCGUGAGUAAAGCCAAGGCGAAUCCAUCCGGACUAUCGACAAGCUCGGCGCGUAAAAAAAACAUCAGAAUUGCCGCACGCGCAAAAGCGGCAACGAAGGAGCGCGGGCCAGAGAAGAAUCAAACUACCAUCGCAUCCUGCGCCACUAGUCCUGUUUUGAAGCAUCCCAAAAGCAUUCCUGCAGCAGAACCAAAAGAGGGCAAAAAUAAAAAUUCUGGCUGCAAGAAGAAGACCAACGCCAGUGAAACACAGUCCGGCUCUCGUUCGAUGCGGAACACGCCCGCUCUGCCCGCUCCGGUUCCUGACGAAGACUCUGACGAGCAUGCGAACAAAAUUACCGACACGGAGUAUCAAAAAAUGACAAAACUUGGCGUUAGUGGGUGCCCAUGUUGAUACGUCUUGACAAGUUCCGUACUCGCCAUGCAGAUUUAUUUUUCGUUGCAUUUUCUCGACGCAUAAUGCGUCGAAGGAAAAAGUGCCAUUCUUCUCGAAGCUGGAUGCGAAGGAAAAAGUGCCAUUGGAUACGAAGGAAAAAGUGCCAUUCUUCUCGAAGAUGGAUGCGGAUGCGCUUUCAGAUUGAGAGUCAGGAAUGUCUUGGCAUCAAUCCAUUGCGUACUAGAGAGCCCACUGGGGUUUUUCGAUGGCUGCAAAGAAAAAGAACAAAAGUAGUCACCGGACUAAGUAGGCAGAAUGCAUGUGGGAACAGAAGAUGACAAUGGAGUUCAAAAUAUAUACUUUACUAGACGCUUCUAUGCAUAGUGUGUGUACCAAUACUAGCGCUGCAAUUUUCUGCUCUAGACGAAAGACGAGGAAGAUGAGAACACAAUCCUCCUCGCUGCCAAAUGGCGAGGCUUGAUGACGGAAAAGCAAUUGUCGCAGCACCAUUCGCUUUCGCAAAAUCGUCCGGAGCGCGAACACCAAGAGCAAGUGUGUGGGAGGAGCUCUCUCUGGAGCCGACUUUUCUGGCAAACAUCUUCAGUAGACAAGGCACCGACCACGCAAACUCAUGCGAUGCAAAAAGAAGAGGAGAGCGAGAGCAACAGCAAAUCUUUGUCUUCCUCAACGUCAAGCAAGUGCGUCCUUUCUGCGGGAGAAGACAAGAACGGCGACUUUGAACAGAUCAGGUCCGCUCUCCUUGUUCCGCAAGAAAAUAAUUCGACCACUAGUUGUUUGCCCGACAAAGAGGACAACAGCAGCACCAGCAAAACCACUUUGGUCUCGACAUCGCGGCCGGGCGAGGACUCCGGGAAUGAGGCGAGCCAAUCCAAUGGCAUUUUCCCCUCCAAUGAACCUGCGACCCCGUCGAGAUCGGCGUCGAAGCGCGCCGAACCGGAGGGAACGCGUUCUGCAACGCCAAAGCGGAUUCUAGUACUGUCCGGGGUGCUGGUGGUCGCCACGGGGAGCGUCAGCUUUUUGGUCUGGAGAUGCACUGCCGGCUGGCCUCAGGUUUGGACCGCGAUGCUUCUUUUUGGUUGUUCCUUUCUUGAUCUUGCGCCAUCAAUGAAGUGCCAGUAACAAGUAUCGUAAAACAUAAUCAUGCAAUUGCAACAAUCUUCACAGACAUUGUAUUCCUUGAAUGCUAACUUACUCCUAAACCAGAUUGCUGCCUGGACGACGUCACAAGAGCGCACAAGUGUGCAGUUCUCCGCUGCCUCGCUUGAGCUGGAUCCUUUGUCACGAACAGUGAAAGACACUGCUCAAGCAGGGGGCUCGCUGAUACUAGCCAAUGGUGCGAAGAUAGGGACAGAUGUGACUGGCAGGCAAACAGGUGGUAUGGGGAUCACGAGCGUUGCUGCAGAAUCCUCCAUGUUUCAGCUUGGUGCACAGCAGGGUGGAGAAGGUUUGAUGGGCGGCUUGACUAAUUGCCCGGAAGGGGGGUGCUUAGAGCAGUUUCUGCCGAAGAAUUCCCACGAAGUGUGGUUUGAAAAUGUGUUAUUCGAGAAACAAGCACAGGAGUUAGUGGAGCUUGACCCGACGCACCCGCUUUGUGGUGCGUACUUUUUCGAUGUCCACGGAGCGAUUCCGCUAAGCGAUAGUAAUGUAUUCACAGUGCCGUCGUCGCGGCGGGGCGGCACAGACUUCAAUCUCGUGCUCGCAAGUCUUCCCGGGCAUGUGUUCCGAAAUGCUGCAGAGGCGCAUAUUACUCAAGUGGCUUCCACGGUUGUUGGUGGCUUGACUCGAGACUGGAACAAUUCCAACGGUGACGACAGCUUCGCCGGCGCGGACUCCUAUGCCCAGAGGAUAGCUCGUUCCCUAAACACGCACUUCGGGGACAGUGACCAGUUUGUAAAUGAUAUCACAACCAGGAACGAGCAGUACCAUCGACAGGUUCGCCCAGCGCUUUAUGCCUUCAUCAACGAGCGUUUACAUGCUCAUGCACCUGGGAGCCCCUGGUUUUGGCAUGUUGCCACAGAAGGAGAAAAACCAGACGAACACCUCGCUAUAGCCAAGAACGAAGGAAAGUUGUGCGUUUACAGGUGGAAGCGCAAUAAAAGUUCCGAUGCGGUACAGCCAGUGAAAAUUGCUUGCGGUCCGAGUGGUGUGCUCCCCUCAAUACAUGGUCGAAGCUCGUCGGUUCACCUGAAAGGCUUUACGCUGGCACAAGCGGUCACCUGGGUUCAAAGCACGCCUGACAUAUGCGAGAGACAUAGACGAACGCUGAUCAGUCCUCAUUGUCGGAGCUACGACGUCUCACCGAGCGACUCGUCAUCAGGAGGAACAACGGCUUCGAGAAAUCUGCAAAAUCAACAUCGAGCUGCAGCUACUCGCCAAACCAGUAUCGAGAAUUACGUUUAUGAAAGGACAGAUUGCAAAAUCCGCUAGGCGGGUUUGCUAACAUAAUCCAGCAAAAAAGAGAAUGCACUCGUGUGUAUCGAAACACCACCCAGCCUGCAGGCUAUUGACCCGAAUUAAUUUACGCGCCCAAGCGGGUGUCCCUGGCAAUGCCCCCCAGGCGCGGCUAUAGCAUGUGGGGGAGGGUUCCAAUUUGGAUUCAGACAGUUGGCGAGCUUUACUAGCUGCGAUCUUGAUUGGGAGGCAGCCGUACCAAGCCCCAGCUGCCAAUCAAAGGCGCGGAUUGGCGUGACCCCAAGCGGCAUCUUGGCUGGCUACAAAAAUUGCUGGCGUUCGUAGAAUUGAAUCCCCCUCGUCGAUGCAAUUAUUUUUGUGCCCGGCAGGUAUUCCAGACAGAGUGAAUAGAUUGUUCUGACGACUUCGCUUCGCUGGAAUGCCCGAGAGCGCUAAUACCUCCAAACAAGAGCCGCCGCGGCAUCAUUACCUUCGCUUAGGCGGCUCCUAGUGGUAAGAUAUCAGCUCAACAAGGGUUAGGGUGCACGCUUUGCUAUGAGAAUGAAGCGCUGAAAAAAUCAAAUAGUACAGAUCGAUAGGGUCUUCUAAAGAAAGUAAGUAGUGGGUUGCAACUACUGGGGCUAAUCCACCUGAGAACCCAGGCAGGCUCGUGUUUGCAAAUUGUUGAAAAUUUCGCAGCCCAAACCUUUCUAUGACGAGAGAAAUGAGUUGCAUCCGACUUCGGUAAAGCGCGUCAGCUUCUGGCUUUUGCAAUUUGUCCCCCUCGACCUAUUUGCACAGUACUCCGCUAGAAGUGGUCCGGUGAAUCAGAAUCCAGCAAUUACGACGCUUGCACUAGCUAUAGCAGAAAUUUUCGUUUGGUUGCCGUCACGUCGGCCAGGGACGGGUCGCGAUGAUGGCACCGCCGUAGUGAACUUUGCCUACGACACGCACGAGUCUGAUAAGCUCUGUGACGACCCUGGUUUACCCUUCGUGACAUUUCGUGCGCAACGGAACGAGGGGGCUGAUUCCGCAUUGUGUUUCCCAAGUGGAGAGAUAAAACUGCAAGCGCUCCAGGCACUCGGCGAGGCAACGGAUACCGUUCGCAGAGCAUGCGAAGCGACGGCACGGCAACGGCAGGUAUCUCUUGAUCUCAUUUCCAAAGAAGGGAGGCAAGAUCUCGACUAUCUUUGGAACAUUUCGCCUCCACUAGCGAACGGCCAGAAAAAGGAAUUAUUUACAAAAUUAGUUUCACAACAUCCAGAUAUUAAGAAUUCGAAUCAGCAGCUUUUUUACCAGUGGCUACGACGCUAACAAGAAGUAAGUAACUAAGAGAGUCGCUUCAGGCUGAAGAAGAUGAAAUUGUGCGUCGUCCUCGGACCAGAUCGGCAAUCAGCAAGAAGUGUACCCAAGAAGGGAGGUGGGGAAAGUUUUGAAAGAUAGAACAAUAAUUUUUUGAGCAAGUGGUCAAAGCGAAGCGCAUACCUAUCUAUGCAUAGUUUGACACAAUAAACAGCAUAAAAUCAACUACUCUCUCCCCUCUUUUCGUCUUCGCGAAAAAUGGAAGUUUUCCAAAUCGUUUAAAAUGUUUCUAAGUAACAAGAUGAUCAUGGUAGUCAAUUAUAGUAAACUUACUUCCUGUUCUUGUACAAGUGGAAGGAUUGUGGCAAUGCCUUUCGCUUCAACAUUACUACUAAUCUCUAUGCCCUUUUUUGUUUUGUUUCCUUUUUCCUUGACACUUCACCACAAUUAUUUUACAUAGAAGUCUGAAGUCCCCUGUCCUCUCUGCUUGUGCAGACAAAACUGUGGCCGAAAACGCAGAACCUUCUCGAACUGUCUUCACUCUUAACCGCGAGCGAUUCAUUGAAUGACUACCACAGUUUGUUUCGCCUUACCUUAUGUCAGCGGGCCAGCGACAACGCGAAGAGGAAGAACAGAAACAAAGAAAGUAAACGAGCUCGCGCUAAUGCUUCCGCUGAGGCGUCGCAGAG
This is a messenger RNA of Amoebophrya sp. A120, 5382 nucleotides long. The record is from the annotation of a GenBank genome assembly. Lineage: Eukaryota; Dinophyceae; Syndiniales; Amoebophryaceae.